Paramecium sonneborni is the source of this 565-nucleotide messenger RNA. The record is from the annotation of a GenBank genome assembly. Lineage: Eukaryota; Ciliophora; Oligohymenophorea; Peniculida; Parameciidae.
AUUGUUAUAAGUGUAAAUAGCAAAGAUGAAAAAAAAGAACUAGGAUGAUGAAAUUAGAUUCAAAAUGAAGCAAAAAUAUGCAACAAUAUCUGACUGGGCAUUUAAAACAUUAGAAACUCAAAGAGUACAAGAAAUAAGAGCUAAAUCAUUAUACAGUGGUUCCAUAAAGAUUCAACAUCAAGAGAUGUAUUCAUUUCAUUACCCGUAAAAAACAAUAAAAAUAUUUAGAUCAAAGAGUAUAAAUACUAAGAAAGCAUAAGUUAUAAUAUCUUAAUAGCCUAGAAUAUAGAAUCAAUGUAAAAUUAAUAAGAAACUAAUUGAAUCUAAUUAGAUUCCUAGAUCACUUGAUUAGUCAUAUAUAGAAGAUUCCAAAAAAAGAAAUAUAGACAAGAAAAGAGUAUUAUAAGAUUAAAAAGUAAGUAAAUAAUUUUAAGCAAUCCAUAAUAAGAUGAAAUUAAUUAUGGAUUCCUACAAAAAUAGAGAACGAGAAUUAUUGAAUUAUAUAGUUUCUUUGUAAUAAGAGAUUAUUGUCUUAAAAGAAUCUUAAAAUGAUUAAACAAAUUGA